Messenger RNA from Pipistrellus nathusii (Nathusius's pipistrelle), 3714 nucleotides. The record is from the annotation of a GenBank genome assembly. Lineage: Eukaryota; Metazoa; Chordata; Mammalia; Chiroptera; Vespertilionidae.
AUGGGGAAGGACCAGGAGCUGCUGGAAGCGGCGCGCACGGGCAACGUGGCUCUGGUGGAGAAACUCCUGUCUGGCAGGAAAGGAGGGAUCCUGGGCGGAGGAUCCGGACCCCUGCCCCUGUCUAAUCUGCUCAGCAUCUGGCGAGGCCCCAACGUGAACUGCACAGACAGUUCGGGUUACACUGCUUUACACCAUGCGGCCUUAAAUGGACAUAAGGAAAUAGUUCUCAAACUACUUCAAUAUGAGGCAUCAACAAACGUAGCAGACAACAAGGGUUAUUUUCCUAUUCACCUGGCUGCCUGGAAAGGAGAUGAGGAAAUUGUGAAGAUUCUUAUUCAUCAGGGGCCAUCGCAUUCCCGAGUCAAUGAACAGAACAAUGAGAAUGAAACCGCCCUGCACUGCGCAGCUCAGUACGGACACUCGGAGGUGGUGGCCGUUCUGCUGGACGAGCUCACGGACCCCACCAUCAGGAACAGCAAGCUGGAGACGCCGCUGGACCUGGCGGCGCUGUACGGGCGGCUGCGGGUGGUCAAGAUGAUCAUCAGCGCGCACCCCAACCUCAUGAGCUGCAACACGCGCAAGCACACGCCGUUGCACCUGGCCGCCCGCAACGGCCACAAAGCGGUGGUCCAGGUGCUGCUGGAGGCAGGCAUGGAUGUGAGCUGUCAGACAGAAAAGGGGAGUGCACUUCAUGAAGCAGCUUUGUUUGGAAAGGUGGAUGUUGUGAGAGUUCUGUUAGAAACAGGCAUUGAUGCCAAUAUAAAGGACAGCUUAGGGAGAACUGUCUUAGACAUUCUGAAAGAACAUCCAUCUCAGAAAUCUCUCCAGAUUGCAACCCUCUUACAAGAAUAUUUAGAAGGCACGGGAAGACCAGCAGUCCUGGAAGCACAUGUACAAGAAUGUACGUCACAGGAAACACACCUCUCGUCUCCUCUUGAGUCUCCUUCCCCAAAGUCGAAAAGUGAAACUGUGACUGGAGAAUUAUCAAAACUCCUGGAUGAAAUAAAACUCUGUCAAGAAAAGGAUUAUUCUUUUGAAGACUUGUGCCACACAAUAUCAGACCACUACUUAGAUAAUUUGAGCAAGAUUUCAGAGGAAGAACUUGGGAAAAAUGAAAGCCAGAGUGUAAGAACUUCAUCUACAAUAAAUUUGUCACCAGGAGAAGUGGAAGAAGAAGAUGAUGAUGAAAACACUUGUGGGCCCUCAGGACUCUGGGAAGCAUUGACUCCUUGCAAUGGAUGUAGGAACCUUGGCUUCCCUAUUCUUGCACAGGAAUCCUAUCCAAAGAAGAGGAAUUACACUAUGGAAAUUGUACCAUCUGCUUCUCUGGAUACGUUUCCUUCAGAAAACGAGAACUUUCUCUGUGAUCUUGCAGACACAGCGGUUACAAAGAAACCCUGCUCCUUAGAAAUUGCUAGAGCCCCUUCCCCAAGAACUGAUAAUGCCUCUGAGGUAGCAAUUACUGCUCCAGGAACUAGUAACCAUAGAAACAGCUCUACAGGCCCAACACCUGACUGCUCACCUCCAUCUCCUGACACUGCCCUCAAAAACAUUGUAAAAGUUAUUCGACCCCAGCCCAAACAACGAACCUCUAUUGUGUCUUCUUUGGAUUUCCAUCGGACGAAUCAUAACCAAGAUUAUUUCGAAAUCAACACGUCCACAGGGUGUACAAGCUUUCCUCCCAGCCCUCCUGCUAGUCCACCCACCUCUUCUGUGGAAACCGCAGUUGUCAAGAACAAGGACACUGGCCAUCCAGAUGACCUCUCUCAGCAGGAGGACAGUGAUCCCCCAAAGGAAUAUGAUCCUGGGCAAUUUGCAGGCCUUCUCCAUGGAUCCUCUCCAGCUUGUGAGUCCCCUGAAAACCCAUUUCAUCUCUACAGGAAAAGAGAUGAACAUGAAGAAGGACAAGAUGAAAUCAUUUUGGCCAAAAAUCCUCUGUCUUUCAAGCAGUCUCCAAUAGAAAAUAACUCAGAACCUUUGGUAAAGAAAAUUAAACCCAAGGUGGUCAGUAGAACCAUUUUCCACAAAAAACCCAACCAGAUCGAAAACCAUACCAUUGUUGGUACAAGAACAACUAAGAGUGGAUCCCGGAAUGGGGACCAAUGGAUUGUGAACACGGGGGGAUUUGUGGAGAGAGCCUGCACCCUGGGGAGAAUCAGGUCAUUACCAAAAGCCCUGAUUGACAUGCAUUUAUCCAAAAAUGUGUCUAAGUCAGAUUCUGAUCUCAUUGCCUACCCUUCAACUGAGAAACCAUCGAGAGUUAACUGGAGUGAAUCUUCCACUACUGAACCCAGCUCGAAAGGGAAUUCUGAAAGAACGCCAUCCUUCACCUCAGAAUGGGAAGAAAUUGACAAAAUAAUGAGUUCCCUAGAUGUUGGAAUUAACAGUGAACUUGAAGAAAUGAAUGGUGAGGCCACAAGACCCAGAUGCCCCGUGCAAACGGUGGGACAAUGGUUGGAAAGCAUUGGGCUACCUCAGUACGAGAACCACCUGAUGGCUAACGGAUUUGACAAUGUGCAGUUCAUGGGAAGCAAUGUUAUGGAAGAUCAGGACUUAUUGGAAAUUGGGAUCCUUAAUUCUGGACACAGACAGAGAAUUCUACAGGCAAUCCAGCUCCUCCCAAAGAUGAGACCCAUUGGCCAUGACGGCUAUCAUCCCACCUCUGUCGCCGAGUGGCUGGAUUCCAUCGAGCUAGGUGACUACACCAAAGCCUUUCUAAUCAAUGGCUACACAUCGAUGGACCUGUUGAAAAAAAUCUGGGAUGUUGAGCUUAUUAAUGUUUUAAAAAUCAGUUUGAUCGGCCACAGGAAACGUAUUUUGGCGUCACUGGGAGACAGGCUGCACGAGGACCCGCCCCAGAAGCCCCCUCGCUCCAUCACCCUCAGGGAACCCAGUGGUAAUCACACUCCUCCUCAGUUGUCUCCAUCACUUAGCCAAAGCACUUACACCACUGGUGGCUCCCUAGACGUUCCUCACAUUAUCAUGCAGGGCGAUGCAAGGAGGAGAAGAAAUGAAAACUACUUUGAUGAUAUUCCCCGAUCAAAACUGGAGAGGCAGAUGGCCCAGACAGGAGACUGGGGAGAACCUUCUAUCACCUUGCGCCCUCCAAAUGAAGCUACGGCCUCAACUCCAGUUCAGUAUUGGCAGCACCACCCCGAAAAGCUCAUCUUCCAGUCUUGUGAUUACAAAGCUUUCUAUUUAGGUUCUAUGCUGAUUAAAGAGCUCAGGGGGACAGAAUCAACCCAAGAUGCUUGUGCAAAAAUGCGGGCUAACUGUCAGAAGUCCACCGAGCAAAUGAAGAAGGUCCCUACUAUUAUUCUUUCAGUCUCAUAUAAAGGAGUCAAAUUUAUUGAUGCAACAAAUAAGAACAUAAUUGCCGAGCAUGAAAUCCGUAACAUCUCCUGUGCCGCCCAGGACCCAGAAGACCUCUCCACGUUUGCUUACAUCACGAAAGAUUUGAAGUCCAAUCACCACUACUGUCACGUGUUUACCGCCUUCGAUGUGAAUUUAGCCUACGAGAUCAUCCUGACGCUGGGACAGGCGUUUGAAGUGGCUUACCAGCUCGCACUGCAGGCCAGGAAAGGGGGCCAUUCCUCCACGCUCCCAGAAAGCUUUGAGAACAAGCCCUCCAAGCCCAUUCCCAAGCCCCGCGUCAGCAUCCGCAAGUCCGUGGAUCUUCUGCAGGCCAGCUACUUCAGCGAUCAGACAGACUGA